GACACGAAAAAUGCCGAGAAGAACCCACACAGACACAAUACACGAAAAAAACCAUUCUUAUUUCUUACCUUCUUUUUUAGUUUUUUUACCCUCUACCCCCAUAUAUUUUUUUCUUCUCCACUAGAGAGAGAGAGAGAAUCGCCGGGAGUCAUUCUGAUCUUCUUUGGCCUGAUAAUCAUUCGGUGCGAGUUGUUUCCUCUCCCGUAUUCUUCAUCUCCCUUUUAUUUAUGUUUCUGGAGAGGCAUGGAGGGAGAGAAUAAGCCAUUGGACAUCGACUGGAAAAAGGUUUUGCCGGUCGGAGACGACGACCCUCCGCCGGACCUGGUGGUGAUCAGUGGGGAGUCACAAAACCAGAAGGACGAAGUCGAAUCGAUUCCCGAUUAUCAACUCAAUGACAAGAUUAAGAGAGCACAGAAAAACAUCGGAGAACUCUCCUCCAAGCUCCCUGACAACGGCGCUAAGCUUCGAGCUAACCUAAAGCGCCUCGAAGAGGAGAGAGAGCGCAGGAGACUCCUCAGACUGAAAAAGGAUGCUGAUGAGUGCGAAAUGGUAAUGCAGUUACAGAGCUCACGUUUAUCUGGUGCUGACAGUGGUUUGAGCCGAGAUGCUCCAUCAUCUCAAGCAUGUCCACAAUCCUCAUUUUCAUCUUUAUUUGUGGAAAAACUUGAUGGAAAGCCAGAUGGUACUAGUCACACCACAGAUAAAGCGUUUGAUAAUGAGUUAUCCAUUUUGCACUGUGGAAACAAAAAAAAUACAAGAUCAAAUGGACAUUUCUCACAUAAGGAAAAGAAUGGAUCGAGAAUGUCUAUAAGACAAUCACCUUUUAGAUGCUCUGGCAGUUACAAUCUUGAUAAAGAAAAGGUUGAACUCACCAAUGGUGAUAACAGGGGCAUUGCUUCCGGUCCUUUUCUCCACAGCAAAAGUUUGUCCAGCCAUCUCUCUAAAAAAUUCUGUGCUCAUGCAUUAUCCUUGUCAAUGGUCUUUUGCUCUGCUCCUGAGGAAUCCACAGGGUCCAAUCUCAUACAAGAUUCUCAGAGGAAUGCUUCUCAAGUUCAGUCACCACUCAAUUCAAGAACUAGAAAGCAUGGCCAGGCUCUUGUUCUUGUGGAUGAAGAAGAUUGUCUGCCCGUUGAGAUGACAAAACAGGAAGAUGGACUUGUUGGGAGGUUGAAAGAUAACAAAAUAUACUACCCAUCAAGAGAUGAUCCUGAAUCUGUGGAACUUUGUUAUUCAGACAUUAAAUGCCUUGAUCCUGAAGCUUUUUUGUCAUCAACUAUUAUGAAUUUUUACAUUCGAUAUUUACAGAGGCCUGCAUCCUUGACAAGUAGACCAAGAGGAGAUUAUCAUAUUUUUAACACAUAUUUCUACAAGAAGCUUAAGGAUGCUGUAUUGUGCAAGAAGAGUGAGAAGGAUACUUUCUUUGCUAAGUUCAGGAGGUGGUGGAAGGGUGUCAAUAUUUUUCUUAAGGCAUAUAUACUUUUGCCAAUACAUGAAAAACAAAGCUGCAUUCUGUUCUUGAUUUUCUCUGGUUUUGAUGGCGGCAGUCUUCAUUGGAGCCUGGUGAUUAUUUGUUUUCCAGACAAGGAAGAUGAAUCAGGGCCAAUUAUACUCCAUUUGGAUUCAUUGGGAUAUCAUAUUAGUAGCCAGAUAUUUGAGAACAUCAAAAGCUUUUUACGAAAAGAAUGGGAAUACCUGCGUCAAGAAGCCACUUCAUCAGAUCUUCCUUUUGCAGACAGAAUAUGGCAGAACUUGCCCCGAAGAAUAGAUGACAAAAUCAUAACGGUUCCCCAACAAAAAAAUGACUACGAUUGUGGCAUCUUUGUACUUUUCUUCAUGGAACGUUUUAUCAAAGAAGCUCCUGAAAGGCUUAGAAAAAAGGAUUUAGCUAUGUUUGGCAAGCAGUGGUUCAAACCCGAAGAGGCAUCUGGAUUGAGAGAGAGAAUCCGAAAGUUGCUUCUUGAAGAGUUUCAAAAUGCUGAUAUAGAGGACUGUAGCAGGGAAUCGUCACCUACAUCGUCAGGGGACUCUGGUGGGAAGGACAGAACAUUAAACUGAUCAUUGACGGAUCCUUUGGAGCUAUUAUUUGCUCGCCACCAAAAUUUACAGAAUUUUGUGCCCGGUAUGGGUUUUUGAUUUUUCCAUUUAUCUCCGCAGAAUGUACAGCCUGUACAAAUUUAGACGCUGAGUUCCUCAGACGAAUCCAUUCAUUGAAUCAACUCUAGCCGGGGAUCAACUUGUGUAAAAGAAAUUAGUGGUUUAGCUGUGUAUAGUCUUAUAGUACAUCUAGGCGUGAAUCCUUACAUGUUUUUGAAGGUGUUUCAGACAUCUGUGAAGAGUGAAGCAGGGCUAUAUAUUUGUACACAGUUAAAUGAACACAUGGAGUGAUGGAGUACAUUCCAUUUGCCCUAAUUUAUGUAGAAAUACAGAAGAGUUUCAGAAAAUGAAAUUGUUGGUAAUUGGGCCUUCGAACAA
This is a messenger RNA of Nelumbo nucifera (sacred lotus), 2472 nucleotides long. RefSeq names its product UB-like protease 1D (gene ULP1D). Gene Ontology annotation, molecular function: cysteine-type peptidase activity. NCBI's taxonomy places the organism in Eukaryota, Viridiplantae, Streptophyta, Magnoliopsida, Proteales, Nelumbonaceae. The record is from RefSeq and is a predicted model, not a curated record. Gene Ontology annotation, biological process: proteolysis.